Messenger RNA from Colletotrichum phormii, 1377 nucleotides. RefSeq lists its product as uncharacterized. The transcript has a single exon. The record is from RefSeq and is a predicted model, not a curated record. Bases 1 to 1377 code for a protein of 458 amino acids. NCBI's taxonomy places the organism in Eukaryota, Fungi, Ascomycota, Sordariomycetes, Glomerellales, Glomerellaceae.
AUGGCUGAGCUACGGAACCUCCCCCCUGAGACCAUUCUACACAUUGUCUCUUACCUUCUUCCCGACUACACUCCUGGCAAGGAGCUCCUCGACAAGUUGAAGAGUGAUUGUCUCAUCCAAAAGGAGCUUUGCGAUCAACGUCGCGCACUUGCCUCCUUGGCACGCACAUGCCGUCGUUACUACAACCUCCUCAUACCUUUCCUAUACGAAUCUGUCAGCGUCCACUGCGGGGCCAGUGCCCCUCGGCAGUGGUUGUCGCUCAUGAAGACCCUUUUACACAACAAAGACCUUUGUCGACUUGUCAAGCAGCUAUACAUCCACUUCGACAGCAAUCGUACGCUAGUGUCCCCUACUAUCCGGGCCGAUGCAUACGUCAGGGACAUGGUUUCACUCGAGACUUGGCUGAAGAAGGUCUGUAAACCUAAUGCGGAUAUCUCAAGACCCUUUGAGGUGUCCUCCGCCUUUCUCUUCACCCUCGCUAGCAACACUCAAGAUUUCACGCUCUCUGCAUCUGGCUUGUCUCUCUCCGCAAGCUUAGAUGCCAUUCACGACGUGGACCAGAUCCUUCCAAACCACCAAACAUCUGAGUCAACAUUUUCCUCCUUGAAGUCAGUCUCUCUGAGGAAGGGUCAUUGGGAUCCGAGCAGUCAUUGGACUGGAUCUCGUGAGAGGUGGUUAACCGCAAGGUUCAUUACUAGAGCAAGGAACCUGCGCGAGGCCCACCUAGUUCGUGCAGCUCUGGAGUUUCCCAGUCCACCAUCGACGAAUCUGACAACACUCGCUCUGAGCAACUGUACAAUAUCACUUCCGAUUCUGGCCAAUGCUAUCCGAGCCUGUCCGAAACUGGAAAAGUUCUUCUGGAAGAAGCAAAGGCGGUGGGACCUGCACCCACACACCAUCCCGCCAUGGCUGAUAUUGGGGGCUCUGGGAAUACGUCGUGCCACCCUCCGCACUCUGGUCAUCGAUUUUGACGGCGUCUGCGGUCGAGGAACGCAGGUCCCUGCAGUUGAACUUAGCACCUUUACGAAUCUGGAGGAAGCCUGGGUCGACAUCAGUGUCUUUGACAAGGACAGAGGCAACUACACAGACUCGGAGUCUGACCCACUCAAUCUGACUGUUGUGGAGGGCAGUCCUCUGAUCCGAACUUUGCCGUCUUCCAUCCGAAAGCUGCAUCUGUCUGGUGCCAUGACAGACUUCAUCUACGAAGAGGUUCUGUGGCUGGCUAGGGCUGGCAUGAACAAGACCCGACACAUCCCCGAAGACUUCGCACUGGAUGGAGGCUAUUUAGAUGGCGACAUGUUCAACUUGUACGAUCACCGGAACGACGACCAGCAUCUCCCCACAACCGUCUUGGACCGUCAGCCUUUCCUCUGGUGA